This is a messenger RNA of Phalacrocorax carbo (great cormorant), 584 nucleotides long. NCBI's taxonomy places the organism in Eukaryota, Metazoa, Chordata, Aves, Suliformes, Phalacrocoracidae. The record is from RefSeq and is a predicted model, not a curated record.
CAACCGCCCCCCCGCAGCGCGACCGUUAAACGGCCGUCGGCGCCCGAGCACGCGGUUGAGGAGAGAGCCGCCGCGCGAAGGCCGCUCUAGCCUGCCGCCGCUGCCGCUGAGGGAGGGCGGCGGGGCAGAGGUGCUGCCCGCGGCCGGCGGAGCUGCCCCGGGAGGCGGUUAGAGUGUGAUGCUUCAAAAUGUUAAAGGAAACUAAAAAGUUUAUUGGUAAAUCUCUUCAGCCAGCACGACCUGUGCAUCAUCUGUCUUCCAAACAAGCCAUUGCGUUAAACUUUCAGACCGAAUUACCUAGCAACACUGAAGUAUGUUUGCAGAGUAAGGUUGACUGGUUACCUGAAAUGACUGAAGUGAAGAUCUUAACUCAAACUAUGAUGCCUUGUCAACCAAAACAGCAUGAAUCAGAAGCAAAAAAAGAAAGGAUCAAAUACAGCAGAGAUUUCCUUCUGAAACUUUCAAGUGUUUCUCUCUCUCAGAAGAAGCCAGAGUUUCUUCCUGAUCAUCCAGUUGUGCUUGAUAAGCCCGAAAAGAGCAACCCUUUUGUUGACAUAUGCAAGAAGUGACAGGUUGUUUGGAAG